Molecule: messenger RNA, 486 nt
Organism: Ilex paraguariensis (yerba mate)
Lineage: Eukaryota; Viridiplantae; Streptophyta; Magnoliopsida; Aquifoliales; Aquifoliaceae
Source: the annotation of a GenBank genome assembly
AUGUCCUUUGUUGGUUCACAUUUCUCUCCCCCUCAAGAAAUUUCAAGAAGUAAAGUUGAGAAAGUUGAAACAAGUCAUACCACAGUGGUAGAAGACUUGGAAGAAGAAGUCCCCAUAUAUAAUGAAGGCAUUGAGAGUUUUGAGGAUAAACAAGAUGCAUAUGGUCAAUUGCAUGAGCAAUUGCUCAAACAACAAAGAAGAUUGCUAGUCUUGAGGGGUAGAGUCAACACAAGUGAGGAAGACCGAAAAACACUCCAUGUGAACUUAGUGAAGUCUAAUGCUCAUGUUUGUAAGGUUAAAGAAGAGAAAAAGUAUUUUCAAGACAAAAUUUGUGCUGAAAAUGAAGACGAAGCCUUCUACACUGACGCUAGAAGACAGAGCUUGCCUGAGUCUCCCGUGAAGAAAUGUGCAGAAGCUUCAAGAAAAUGGAGGAAGAAGACGAUCCCUCUUAAAGUAGGAUUUUGUGGGUUUCAAGAAUCUCCUUAG